AUGCUAGAUAAGAACAUUAAAUCUGGGGAUAGUUAUAAAUUCAAACUAUUAAAGCUAAAGAAAUUCUAAUCAGAGGUUCCAAUUGACGAAGAUGCUUUUAAAUUUCCAUCAACCAAUACAAAUUUGACUUAUAAUUCAUUGGAUUUGAGAUAGCUAGACAACGAGAAUAAGAAGAAAUUAGAGUCCAGAGACAAAGAAGAAUUGAAGAGUUUUCAGACCACAAGAGGCUAGAGAGAAAGAAAAGCAAUAAGUGCUGCUAGGAAAUUGUAAGAGAUGGAGGAACGAAUCAGAACUUUAAAACCAAAAGCAAGUUUAAAGAAGAAGAAUUCCAUUACUUAGGAUGAUGCUCUGAGAAUGAUUAUCGACAGAGAUAUCAAUUACUUCUCAAAGAAAGUGAAAUCUGCUUUGACUUAAUUAUGGAAUGAUGACUAUCAAUUCAACAGCAGAUAAAGAAGAAGACUAUGGCUAGUUUUAUCUGGAGCAUAACAGCAAUUAAGUUCAAAGCUUUCGUAAGAUAAUUAUAAGAAUUUAAAGAAUCUCAAACUGAGAUACCCAAAUCCUUGCUUUAACUAAAUUGAUCUUGACUUAAAAAGAACUUAAAUGGAUUUAGGGCUUAGAUCAGAUAAUUUUUUGAGUUAGCUGAGAAAUAUAUUGGUAUCUUAUGUCAAAAGAAAUCCUUCAAUCGGCUACUGUUAAGGUAUGAACUUUAUAGUAGCUAAAUUCUUAACAAUAAUGAGUGAAUAAGAAUCUUUCGAAACAUUUACUCAAAUAAUUGAAAGUAUCCUACCAAUCGAUUAUUACACUAAUAUGGUGGGAAUUUUGAUUGAUUAGAAAGUUCUAAAAUACUAUAUUUAAGAUUUGAUGCCUCAAUUGUUUGAGCAUCUGGAUACUAUUAAGUUUGAUCCAAGUCUUUUCAUUUUCUAAUGGUUCGUAUGCCUAUUUUCAAACAACAUUAAUUACGAUAUAUAAAACAAGAUUAUGGACCUUUUCUUUAUCAAAGGAUCAAAGGCUUUGUUCUGGGUAUCAAUUGCAAUCAUCUACAACCUUAAAUAAUAGUUACUAGAAUCUAGUGAUUUCCAAACAAGCCAACUUAUUGAUGGAGUUAAGAAAGUAUGUAGAUUCGUUAAAGGUAAAAGGAUUACAUAACUCAGAGAGGAGUUUAGACCACUUGUUGAGAAGGAGCUUUAGGAGACAAUAGAUUAGAAAGAGACUUUAAACUAAGGGCAAUAUUUGAAAUUUCAAUUCAUAAACAGAUUUUAUUUAUACCCUGGGCUUCACAAGUUCUACAAUCUCAAUGAGAACAGCCAAUAAUUAAGCUGUUAAAAUGUAGAGUAAUUCAAUAAUAAGUUAUUCAAUUAUUUUCACUGCGAUCCGAAAUGGCCUGUAUGUUUAUACGACUAUACCUAUAAAAACAAAAUUCCUAAUUACUUAUGCUUCAAAAUUGCAUCAGAAUUGACAUAAUUCAUAAAAACUGAUUAUUUUUAUCCAAAUCAAAAUGAAAAUUUAGAUAGCGACCAAAUCUUACAAAAGAUACUUAAUGAAGAGCUAAAACUCAAAGAAUUAAAAGAUUAGAUUUUGAUUGAGAGAAAUGAGCAUAUGUGCACAAAUUAGUAUGACAGCCAUUAGGAGUUUGAAAUGAAAUUCAAGUAUUUGCUUUCCGAAAAAUGCGAAAGCUUUAGUCAUUUGCCAUCGUUUUAAAUCAAUAUUAACGAUUAAAUGAGUAUGCUAAGAUGCAAGGAGGAUUUAAUUAUGAUUGUAAGUUGUACCCAAGUGGAGCCAGAUUUUAUAAGAAAGUAGAAGGAAAAAGAAAAUUAAAGCUAUUAAAUUUCAACAAGAGAGAGUUAAAUGAAUAAAUAGAGGAUAAAAGAUAUUAUUUUGAGAAACAUAGAAAUUCCACCUUCUUUAAGUAAGAGGUCGACAUCAGUAUCAUCAGGCGAACGAAUGAUUGAAAUAUUGAGAUUUAAAUCUUACCCCAGUAAUGUUAAAUCUGAAAUCAUGAUUUCUAAAAUUAGAGCGAGAUAGUAAUCCUGCUGA
Messenger RNA from Stylonychia lemnae, 2034 nucleotides. NCBI's taxonomy places the organism in Eukaryota, Ciliophora, Spirotrichea, Sporadotrichida, Oxytrichidae. The record is from the annotation of a GenBank genome assembly.